This is a messenger RNA of Microstroma glucosiphilum, 3330 nucleotides long. Its product is annotated as RhoGAP-domain-containing protein. The record is from RefSeq and is a predicted model, not a curated record. Gene Ontology annotation, biological process: signal transduction; regulation of GTPase activity. Gene Ontology annotation, cellular component: cytoplasm. Lineage: Eukaryota; Fungi; Basidiomycota; Exobasidiomycetes; Microstromatales; Microstromataceae. Bases 281 to 3220 code for a protein of 979 amino acids. The transcript has 2 exons.
UCGGCCUGGUCAGCGGUGUGGGAUGUGAAUGGGUGGAUGUGCGAUUCUUGUCCUUCUGACUAGGAUGUCUAACCUUCCAUCGUAGCCUCCUCAUCUCUGCUUGCCUCGUCCUUGUCGGUAUCCUCCCUGGUCUCCUCGGCUUUGGUCAUCCAGCCAGUGGCAGCAGACAGAGUGCAGCUUGCGCCCCGCGUCGUCUGUGCGGAGAAGCAGGGCACAGGGCCGCGGCGGGCCGUCGUGGUUGCUCUCACCCAAGCACACACACACCCACUCACACCCAGACAUGUCCGCCGCUCCGAUUCAUACCAUCCCACCCCUACUCCCCCAUCGUCCUCCCUCCACCACCACGACCUCGUCCCUAUACCAGCACGACGGCAACCCAAGGCCACACUCUCCUUCAUACCAAUACCAACAACGACGAGAUCAGACCCCUUCGUCUCCCUACUCCACCUACACCCCUCCCUGGACAAGCCCUCCCAGUGCUUCCACUCCUAUUCCCGGUGCCCUUCCAUCGCGCAAUAACCCCCAGCAGACCGCCGCACACCCAUCCCUCACUGCUGCCAACAUCCGAUAUCUAGCGCCAAGCCCACAACCCCUGCCAGGCACAAGUCCAGGAUCAGGAUCAGCGACAGGCAUCAGCGACGUCAACUCCAACGAGGCAGAGGGCGGUCACCUCGCCGCUGGCUUCUCUCAGCCUCCGUACCGCUCCCUCCACCAUCAGACGUCCCAAUCCCAUAUUGCUCGCUCCCUGCAUCAGGAUUCAGCCAUGGAGUCCAACUUCGCUACUCCGUCCGACUCGUCCACAAUGAGCCAUAGCAGCGGCAGCAACACAAAUACUCAAAAUGAUCACCCCCGGCCCUUCCUCAACCCUUCCUCCUUGCAUCGUACAUCGACGGAUAGAUCCAGGCCAUCCCCCAACGCUGAUGCCCCCUCACUGGCAACGGGAGUGCAGUCUACCGCUGGCAAUAGUCCCAUUACCUCCUUUUCUGGCCCAGGUCCUACUACGCCAGGCUCCAGUCACCUCCAUACCCCCACCGCACCCACAUUUGCCUACGCCGAUACCAGGAGCGCCAAUCUCCCAGGGCAACAGCCCACCUCGCCGAACACGCCGUCAGGACCGACCCUACACAGAUCAUCACCUUCACUGGCUGGAGGCAUUCCAACCUUCAAUGCCGCAGGUACCACACUUGGCGGAUCGCCCUCGGUCGAAGUGAUCCCUACGACUUUCGAUGAGGCCACGCUAAGGGCCCUUUGUGAUACAGAUGUAGGUCUGCCUCUGCUCUACGAGCGGAUUAAGCAGUCCAUGACUUCAUGUCGAGAGGCAGCGUCCUUCUUCAAGAAGCGCGGCGUGGCAGAAGAGGAGUAUGGCCGUACGUUGCAGAAGAUUUACAGGUCCUCACUAGAGUCCUAUGGCUCGGCCGACGGCAAGGCGGGAACAUUCGUCUCUUCAUGGCAUAACAUCUUGGCUACACAUGAGCAUCUUGCUGAUGGGAGAAUCAAAUUCGGGCAGCGCCUAGGCGAGAUGAGUGAGGAGCUUAGCAAUCUGGUCAAGGAGAUAGAUCGGAAUCGAAAGAGCGCCAAAGAGACAGGGCAAAGACUAGAGAGGGGGCUGAUGGAUGCUGAGGCCAGCGUAGAGAAGGCUCGGUCACGCUUUGAGUCUGCUGCUGAGGAGCUGGAGCGUGUACUACUACUCAAGUCAGGAGAGUCGGCCAAAGGUGGAGAGCUGGCAGCUCAGCACUCCUCUGGUGCGGUCGGACAAGCAGCAAGUAAAGGUCGCUCGUUAGGCAAGGCCAUGACCAAAGGUGGCAUGCUUUUCAACAAGAAGAAUCCACAACAGCUCCUGAGACAGGAAGACGAGAUCCGGACACGGACAUCACAGAUGUCCGACGCCUUCAGGAGGGAGGUGCUUCAGACACAGCAGAUGCGGCAAGAGUACUUCAACCUGCAGCUGCCGAGAAUCUUGAGGAGUCUCAAAGAGACGGCAGAGGAGAUCGACAAUGGGCUGCAGUACCAUCUGAGUCGUUAUGCUUACCUUUUCGAGACGACUGUGCUUGGUGAUGGCAUGACAGUGACGCCCGUGGGAGCGGCAGCGGCACCUGUAGCCGAAGGAGGCAGUGGUCAGAUUGGUCUGAAAGCAGCAGCGGAAGCCAUCGACAACAGGUCGGACUUCAAGACUUUCAUGCAGAACUACACAAUCCUUCAUGGCAGGGACUACAGGGGACCGAAGCGGGAAGGCCCUUACGAGGACGGAUACAUGCCACCGAGCAUGAACGGCAUGAGCUCUGGACCUUCUGGCAUGGUUGCGAGCAGCGCUUCUUCUUACCAGCUCAACAAUGGUCGCGGCUUCGGCCAACAGCCUUCCUCAUCGAGCAUCGGAGGUGUGGGACCCAACGCCUCGACUUCCUCGCGGCCCAUCUUUGGGGUGGAACUCGAUAUGCAGAUGGCAAGAGACAACGUGGACGUUCCCGGUAUUCUGGAAAAGUGUGCUCAGGCCGUCGAGACGUUCGGAAAGGAGAACAUGGGCAUUUACCGUCUUUCGGGUACCACGUCCAAGGUGCAGCGUCUCAAGGCCAAAUUCGACGCAGAUUGGACCGCAGUGGAUCUAUUCGAGGACGCAGAGGCGCUGAGCGAUAUCAAUAUCGUCUCUGGCUGUCUGAAGCUCUGGUUCCGUGAAUUGCCCGAGCCUUUGCUGACAUGGGACCUCUAUAGAGGCUUCAUCGAGUCGGCCAAGGUGGAGAAUGAUCGACUCCGGCAUAUUCGUCUGCACGAGGUGGUCAAUCAGCUCCCCGACGCUAAUUACUCGACGCUCAAGGCUCUAAUGUGCCAUUUGGACCGUGUACGCGCAGAGGAAAGUGUGAAUCAGAUGGGCGCAAGCAACCUCGCCAUCGUCUUUGGUCCCACGCUGUUAGGUCCACCACCACCGGGGCGCUUGCAAGACAGCAACGGCGCCGGCGCCGGCGGGCCUGACGAAUUGAGCACAUCCAUGUCCGGCCUGGGCAUCGAUGCAGGCGCCAGCGGCAUGGACGAUCUCUCCACCGGCGGUGUAGCGGGUGGCUCCAGCGCUUUAGCGGAUAUGCAAUACCAGGCCAAAGCCAUUGAGACGAUCUUGCUGCACUACAAGGACAUUUUCCUCGAGGAUGAUGAAGUUGAGGAAGAAGAGAGGGCGAGAGCACUUGCUAAAGAGCAGCAGGAGGCGGUACUUAUGCAGCACUCUCAGUCUUAGCGAGCUACCGUGGACAUACAGAGAGAGAAGGGAAAUGCAGUCACGGUCCAUCACAAAAGCAAAAGGGGAAAGGAAGAAGAUGAAGUGCAAUACAGGCCAAGGGUGGGGCA